UCUUUAGGUUAUAUAUAUUGUACAACACUGAUGUAGAAGUUUCUUUAUGAUACAUAUUUCUAAGGCAUUUCUAAGCAAUUUAAACAUUGAAGAAAAAGACAGAUAUCGUAAUUAAGAACUUAUUUUUAUUUAAAAAAUGACAUAGAAUUAUCAGACACAGAAAUAUCUAUAAUAACAAAAAGGCCCCAGUAUGUUGUACUAUAACCUUUUUUGUACAUUUCAAGGUCUGCAUUUAUUUUAGACAUAUGCACUACUGGUGGAACAUUAAUAUUCAAAAAUGUCUCAACAUCGAGUGCCUGAUGUCAUUGGUAUACUUAGAGGAGCUAAGAUAGUAGCUGAUGCUGUGAUUAAAUACCAAGAAGAAACAGUUAAACAUUUAAUAAGGACUUCAAGCUUAAAAAUUACUGCAGAAAAAUAUCUGACAGAUAAUUUGAAAACAUUGAAUAAUAUAGAACCAAAUAAAAUUCCUGUUCAGAUAACAAAAGACCUUAAAGAAGUGGCAGAACGAAUAAAUGUUGUUGAAAAGGGCAUAAUAGAAUUUAUAAAAUUAAGAACUAAGGAAGUGACAGGAAUAUCACUUGAUCCAGAUAAACCUGUAAAAUCUAUGAAAUCUAAAUUACAUAUUUAUAAUCCUGCUAAAGAUCCAAAAGAAGUGAUAGUAGGGAUGGAUAUUCAAAACAUGAAAUCUGUUACUAAAAGCGAUGUACAAGAUAAACAGGAUAAUCUUUCAAAAAAGUACUCAACUGUAAAAGAAAAAAUUGAAACAAUUUCCAAACUAGAACAUGAAGUACCUAAAAUUGUACUUUCUGAGAAAGAUAAAGCAAUUUUAAAGAAAUUGGAAUUAGAGCAUGAAAAAAACAUAAAAAGUCAGAACAUACAACAGGAUAUAUCAGAUACGCUAAAAGCUGAUUCUAAGAUAUUAGAAACUGAAACAACAAAAAAUGUAAAAACAGCUCCAGACAAUUUUCAAACUAAACCAAAACUAUCUGUUAGACCAAAACAAACUCUUUCACCUAAUGCAAAAGAACAAAAAGUUCCAUCCACCAGAUUACAAAGAAUGAUAAGCUUUGGAACAUUAGGAGUUGGUCUUGGUGUGGGUACUUUUGCAGAAUAUACACGCAGAACAUUUGGAUUAAAAAAACAAAGUCUUGGAGACACAUUUGAUAGCUUGUUUCUUACUAAAGCAAAUGCAGAAAGAAUAGUUUCUACUUUAUGUAAAGUAAGAGGUGCAGCUUUAAAAAUCGGACAAAUUUUAAGUAUACAAGAUGAUACAAUUAUAAGUCCUGAAUUACAAAAAGUAUUUGAACGAGUUAGACAAAGUGCUGAUUUCAUGCCAACAUGGCAAGUUGAAAAAGUAUUAGGUACUGAACUUGGACACGAUUGGAGAAAUAAAUUAGCCACAUUUGAAGAUAGACCAUUUGCUGCAGCUUCCAUUGGCCAGGUACAUUAUGGUACUUUGUUAAAUGGGCAAAGUGUUGCAAUUAAAAUCCAAUAUCCUGGUGUAGCCAUGGGUAUUCAAAGUGAUGUUGAAAAUUUAGUAGGCAUAAUGAAGGUUUGGAAUAUUUUUCCAAAAGGGAUGUUUAUAGAUAAUGUAGUGGACGUUGCAAAACGUGAACUGGCAUGGGAAGUGGAUUAUAUCAGAGAAGCAGAAUGUACAAGAAGAUAUAAACAGCUUGUGAAACCUUAUUCAGAUUACUAUGUGCCAGCUGUAAUAGAUGAACUAUCAACGAGUCAAAUUUUUACAACUGAACUGGUAGAAGGAAUUCCAGUAGAUAAAUGUACAAAUAUGGACAUGGAAACAAGGGAACAUAUCUGCAAAUUAAUAAUGAGAUUAUGCCUUAAAGAAUUAUUUGUUUUUCGAUAUAUGCAAACUGAUCCAAAUUGGUCCAAUUUCUUUUAUAAUACUAAUACAAGACAGUUAAUAUUAUUAGAUUUUGGUGCAUGUCGAGAAUAUGAAAAAUCAUUUAUGGAUAAAUAUAUUGAAAUAAUUUAUGCUGCAAGUGAAGGCGAUCGUAAAAAAAUUUUAAAUUUAUCUAGAGAAAUGGGAUUCCUUACAGGAUACGAAUCUAAACUCAUGGAAGAAGCUCAUGUAGAUACGGUAAUGAUCUUAGGUCAAGUAUUCGAUAAAAAUUUUAAAUAUUAUGACUUCGGUGGACAAGAUGUAACUAGAAAAAUUCAAUCACUAGUCCCAACAAUAUUAGAUCACAGGCUUUGCCCUCCACCUGAAGAAAUAUAUAGUCUACAUAGAAAAUUAUCAGGAGUUUUCUUACUAUGUGCCAAGCUUCAAGUUAAAAUAAAUUGUCGUGAUAUGUUUCGUGAGGUUUAUGCAAAUUAUAAAUUUGAAUAAUGGUAUAAUUAUUAAUUAAAUAUAUUUAAUUUUAAAUAUGUAUAAUUAAGUAAAUAUACAUUUUUACAUUCAA
This is a messenger RNA of Frieseomelitta varia, 2420 nucleotides long. RefSeq names its product atypical kinase COQ8B, mitochondrial (gene Coq8). Gene Ontology annotation, molecular function: kinase activity. Gene Ontology annotation, biological process: ubiquinone biosynthetic process. NCBI's taxonomy places the organism in Eukaryota, Metazoa, Arthropoda, Insecta, Hymenoptera, Apidae. The record is from RefSeq and is a predicted model, not a curated record. The coding region runs from base 278 to 2347 and encodes 689 amino acids. The transcript is spliced from 11 exons. Gene Ontology annotation, cellular component: extrinsic component of mitochondrial inner membrane.